CUCAUCGAUCAUCUCUCUUCCUCUCUCUCUCUCUCUCUCUAAGUAGCACUCACAUACAUAUAUAUAUAUAUAUAUAUAAUCAAUUAUAUAUGGCUAAAUCAUCAUCAUCGGCCCUGCAGAUUUGGUUGGUGGCAGCAGUAGCUGUGGUUGCAGUACUGGGCAGCAGCAGGUAUAUGGCGGAUGGCGCCAUCACCUGCAAUGCGGUUCUGGCGAAGCUGUCACCCUGCCUCGGCUACAUCCGAAGUGGGGGAGCGGCGCCGCCUGCAGGGUGCUGUGACGGCGCCAAAGCCCUCAACAGUGCCGCCGCCACCACGCCUGACCGGCAGGCCGCCUGCGGCUGCAUCAAAAAUCUGGCCGCAGCCACCGGGGCCAAACCAGAGUUGAUCAACAGCAUCCCUGGGAAAUGCCAGGUCAACAUUCCCUACAGAUUCUCCUCAACCAUCGACUGCUCCAAGAUUCGUUGAACUGGUGGGUUGAUUAAUUAAGAGCAUGGGACGAGACGAUAUCCACUAAUCAUAUGCAAGAUCAGUACUUAUACUAGUACUAUAUAGAUAUAAUAAAAUGUGCUGGAUCAGAUUGAUCAGGUUAUGACAGGCAUCUGCUCGCAUUGCACGUUGAUCAUUCUCUAGAGGCCAUCAUAGUAAAUAUAUGUAUAUCAAUUACGCCGUUGUUUGCAGUCAUCAGUAGUCUUAUGUAAUGAUCUGUUAUCUGUGGGCGUAUUAAUCGAUCGGGUAUCCAUUUAUAA
Messenger RNA from Andrographis paniculata, 745 nucleotides. RefSeq names its product non-specific lipid-transfer protein 1-like. NCBI's taxonomy places the organism in Eukaryota, Viridiplantae, Streptophyta, Magnoliopsida, Lamiales, Acanthaceae. The record is from RefSeq and is a predicted model, not a curated record. The coding region runs from base 90 to 464 and encodes 124 amino acids. The transcript has 2 exons. Gene Ontology annotation, molecular function: lipid binding. Gene Ontology annotation, cellular component: membrane. Gene Ontology annotation, biological process: lipid transport.